Messenger RNA from Marmota monax (woodchuck), 556 nucleotides. Its product is annotated as hemoglobin subunit beta-like. NCBI's taxonomy places the organism in Eukaryota, Metazoa, Chordata, Mammalia, Rodentia, Sciuridae. Bases 1 to 420 code for a protein of 139 amino acids. The transcript is spliced from 4 exons. Gene Ontology annotation, molecular function: haptoglobin binding; oxygen carrier activity; peroxidase activity. Gene Ontology annotation, cellular component: hemoglobin complex; haptoglobin-hemoglobin complex; blood microparticle. The record is from RefSeq and is a predicted model, not a curated record. Gene Ontology annotation, biological process: hydrogen peroxide catabolic process; oxygen transport.
AUGGCCACCCUUCACAUGGGACACCACCAUGGCCGAGAACUGACAUCACCAGAAUUUGGCGGAGGGGAUAACUUCACUGAAACCAGAGUCUGCAGCAUGAGCGAUGACUAUAUCCCGACACUGAAUCUUCACAUAGAUGUUGUGGAGUCAAAGGCAAAUCUGUUCUAUUUUUUUCUGGGCAAGAAGGUGAUUGAUUCCUUUAGUAAUGGCCUGAAACACCUCGACAACCUCAAGGGCACCUUUGCAAGUCUCAGUGAGCUGCACUGUGACAAGCUGCAUGUGGAUCCUGAGAACUUCAAGUUGAUGAUUGUGGUUGUGCUGGCCCAUCACCUGGGUAAGGAUUUCACCCCAGAGGCACAGUCUGCUUUUCAGAAGGUGGUGGCUGGUGUGGCCAAUGCCCUGGCUCACAAAUACCACUAAGCUACCUUUCCUGCUGUCUAUCUCAUACAAAAGGCCUUUUGCCCCAGAGAACAACUCCUAAGUAUUGGGCAACUUAUGAAGGCCUUUGAGCAACUGGCUUCUGCCUAAUAAAAUCAUUUUUAAUUGCAAUGGUGUA